AUGAGCACCUCGUACACCGAGGCGCAGUUCGGCUCCUUGUUUGACCUGCCCGCCGGAGACGACCUCACGUCCUGGUUCACGCACCUGUGCGGCGAGGAGCAGCCGGCGUUCCAGGCGCCGGUAGCUAUGGCGGACCCCAGGAAGAGGAGCGCCGAGUACGGGCUCCUCGAAGGCGAGGCGUCCGGGGUCAAGAGGCAGCGCUCCCCGACCACCAGCUCCCGGGAGAACAGCGCCGGCAGCAAUGACGGCGACCACGAGCACACGUCCGCCGGUGGCGCCGCCGGCGCGGGCAGGGGCGGCGGCCGCCGGCUCUGGGUCAAGGAGCGCGACCACGAGUGGUGGGACCGGAUGAGCAGCCCGGCGUGCCCCGAGGACGAGUUCCGCCGCGCCUUCCGCAUGUCCCGGGCCACCUUCGAGUCCGUCUGCGAGGAGCUGGGCGCCGCCGUCGCCAAGGAGGACACCAUGCUGCGCGCCGCCAUCCCCGUCCGCCAGCGCGUCGCCGUCUGCAUCUGGCGCCUCGCCACCGGGGAGCCGCUCCGCCUCGUGUCCAAGCGCUUCGGCCUCGGCAUCUCCACCUGCCACAAGCUGGUCCUCGAGGUCUGCGCCGCCAUCAAGGCCGUGCUCAUGCCCAAGGCCGUGCAGUGGCCCGAGGCGCCCGACGCCGCCGCGGGGGUGUCCGCCAGCUUCGAGGCCGCGUCGGGGAUCCCGAGCGUCGUGGGCGCCAUGUACACCACCCACAUCCCCAUCAUCGCGCCCAAGGCCAACGUCGCCGCCUACUACAACCGCCGGCACACCGAGAGGAAUCAGAAGACCUCUUAUUCCAUCACGGUGCAGGGCGUGGUUGACGCGGGCGGAGCCUUCACGGACGUCUGCAUCGGCUGGCCGGGCUCCAUGUCCGACGCCGACGUGCUCGACCGCUCCGCUCUCUACGCGCAGCGCGGCGCCGCGGGCCUGCUGCAGGGCCAGUGGGUGGUGGGCGGCGCCGGGUACCCGCUCAUGGACUGGCUGCUGGUGCCCUACACGCACCACAACAUGACGUGGGCGCAGCAUGUGUUCAACGAGCGGGUGGACGGCGUGCGCGCCGUCGCCAGGGACGCCUUCCAGCGACUCAAGUCCCGCUGGGGCUGCCUCCAGAAGCGCACCGAGGUGAAGCUGCAGGACCUCCCCGUCGUGCUCGGCGCCUGCUGCGUCCUCCACAACAUCUGCGAGCGCGCCGGCGACGCCGUCGACCCCGACAUCGCGUUCCAGCUCUUCGACGACGACAUGGUCGCCGACAACCCCGUGCGCUCCACGGCGGCCGUCGCCGCGCGCGACAACAUUGCCCACAACCUCCUCCACCGCAACAGCAGCGCCGCCGGCGGCCCUGGAUUCCACUUCAAAUGA
Miscanthus lutarioriparius is the source of this 1383-nucleotide messenger RNA. The record is from the annotation of a GenBank genome assembly. Lineage: Eukaryota; Viridiplantae; Streptophyta; Magnoliopsida; Poales; Poaceae.